Pangasianodon hypophthalmus (striped catfish) is the source of this 2857-nucleotide messenger RNA. It is a transcript of the gene tpra1, whose product is annotated as transmembrane protein, adipocyte asscociated 1. Bases 252 to 1397 code for a protein of 381 amino acids. Gene Ontology annotation, cellular component: plasma membrane. Gene Ontology annotation, biological process: G protein-coupled receptor signaling pathway. The record is from RefSeq and is a predicted model, not a curated record. Lineage: Eukaryota; Metazoa; Chordata; Actinopteri; Siluriformes; Pangasiidae. Gene Ontology annotation, molecular function: G protein-coupled receptor activity. The transcript has 11 exons.
UGCCUUAUCGCUGCAUUUUUGCGGAUCUGGCAACCCCGCUGUACUGUCAGUGCUUCGCAGUGCUGCGUUGGCUAACACACAGAGCUUCUACCUGUUUCAUGUCGGUUAUCGUGCUGCUGUUUAUAUCAGCUGUAAACCGCAGCACAGACCGAAGAAGGGCUGCUAUGUUGCUUGCAUACAACUCAACUGUUUCUAUGCAACACAUUUUUUCCUGAUUUGAAAUCAAUUCAAGCUAAGUGUGUGAAUGCAGAAUGCUGGACGCAGUGUCGGUGACGGUGAGCUGGUUUGUGCAGCACGGUAAUGGCACGCUGUCUCCACCUAUAGAGAACACAUCAGUUCUGCCCACAUGGCCAUCUCAAGCCAACAUCAGCCAACCACACAGCUGCCUGCGGGUGCUUUACGAGGAUAUCGGCUCCUCCAGGGUGCGCUUUUGGGACCUGCUGCUGCUGGUGCCAAAUGUAGCCUUCCUCGUGUUCCUGGUGUGGAAGCUUCCAUCAGCUCGCGCCAAGAUACGCCUUACCUCCAGCCCCAUCUUCAUCACUUUUUACAUCCUGGUGUUUGUAGUGGCACUUGUCGGAAUCACUCGAGCUAUUGUCUCCAUGACUGUGAGUGCAUCCAGUGCAGCUAUCAUCAUCGACAAGGUGCUGUGGGAGAUCACACGCUUCUUCCUGUUGACCAUCGAGCUCAGCGUUGUCAUCUUAGGACUGGCCUUUGGUCAUUUGGAGAGUAAGUCGAGCAUCAAACGGGUGUUGGCCAUAACUGCAGUGUUAGCACUGGCUUACUCAAUUACACAGGGUACACUGGAGAUUCUGUACCCAGAUCAGCAUCUCUCUGCUGACGAUUUCAAUAUCUAUGGUCAUGGAGGGCGACAUUUCUGGUUGGCCAGCUCCUGCUUCUUCUUCCUGGUUUAUUCUCUGAUCGUUGUUCUGCCAAAAACCCCGAUCAGAGAAAGAAUACCAUUACCAUCUAAGAGGAGUUUUUACGUGUAUGCUGCCAUUCUGUCAGUGCUGAAUAUGGUGCAGGGUCUGGGCAGUGCUCUGCUCUGUGCUGAUAUCAUAGAAGGCCUGUGCUGUGUUGAUGUCACCACAUUCCUCUAUUUCUCCGUGUUUGCUCCUCUCAUCUACAUAACAUUCCUCAAAGGAUUCUUUGGUUCGGAGCCAAAGAUCUUGUUCUCCUACAAGUCUCAGAUCGAUGAGCCAGACGAACCUGAUGUGCACCUGCCUCACACUUCCUCCGCUGGCCUGGGCAGCAGGAAGGAGCUGGAGCACAGUUCUUACUCUAGCACACAGAUAGACACUUCGGGGGCUUAUCUGGAUGAUGUGGUGUCUGGCCCCUAUGGAACUGGACACAGCAUCAACAGCGUAGACAGUGACCGAUGGAGGGUCAUCAAUGCCUAGAGGAGGGAACAGAAUGGACUGGAGAACAGAAGAACUGGCCAUAUUUGACCAAUUAAUGACUGACCCUCACCCAGUGAACUGCAUUCCCUUUAACACCAUGACUAGGCUUUGGAUUUGAGCUUGCAUGACAGCUCAGCAUAUGACAGUUUGCUCAGUCAAGGUUGUUUUUUUUUUUUUUUUUUUUUUUUUAAAUUAGUGAUUUUUUAAAUACUCCUGUACACUUUGAGUUGUAGCACCAGUGUGUUACAAGGCCUGUGCAGUAUGUAGAGUAUUACUGAAGGAAUAGUCAGGAACACAGAUGGCUUGGCUGUAAUAGAGCUCAGACAGAAUUAACUGAAUGAUGAGCUGCAGGACGGGUAUUGUAAAAUACUGUGUAUUUUUUUUUUUUUUUUUUUUUUUUUUUUUUUUUUUUUUUUUUUUUUUUAAAUCAUAGAAAAUAGACAAAUUUAGAUACAUUGUGCUGACCUAUGCUUGGAUCCACUGCUUCUGUGUUGACUUGUAUUUUUAUUUAUUUUAGUGAUCAUGCUAGUUAUAUUUUACCCUGUUCCACUAUCAUUCCAUUUGAGAAACAAACCAAGCAGCAUAAAAAGGAAUAGGUUUUUGGUCUAUCAUGCUGUUUUUACAGACAUGGCUGGGCUUUAAUGACCAAAACUGUAUAUUUGAGUUUUAAAACUUUGUGCAUUUUGUAUUUAACAGUGAAAUCAUUGUCGAACUCUAAUAACAUGCCAGAGGCUUACAACAUACACUGUAUAUUUUACAUCUAAAUAUGGAUGAUUAUUUAUGGGUGAUGGCAAUACCAGAUCUUUUAUGUUCAUAGAAUGAAAAGUGGCCAGAGUUGUUAGGUUUUUUUGUUUGUUUGUUUGUUUGUUUGUUUUGGCUGAAUGAGUGAAUUACUUGCGUUAGAGCAAUGCACACUACCUGCAUUAUCAAAAGUAAAUACUAAGACAGUAAACUAAGCAUAGUUUAAAGCACUCACUCUAACACUUAAGAUGCUUUUAAAAUGAAAAUGCUUUUUAAAACCAGGCCCUGUUUUGCAGUUACUGAAAAAGACUUCUUUUUAAUCCAGUAUAAAUCUCCCUGGAAGGCCAGAGCACAGUAAUACUACAUAUAAUAUUACAUUUAGAAAACUGGAUUGUUUCCUCAAAAUGCUGUCAUACAGUAUUUUGUCCAUGUAUGUACAUAAUUGCAAAAGCUGUUGUAUAUUUUCCUGCCUGUAGUCAUGUAGCCUGUUUACUGUGGCAGUGCACGGUGCACCUCAUGGCUGAAAUUAGUCAUUAAAACUCGUUACUGUGUGAUAACACCCUGUGAAAGCUGGGCGUUCAUUUCCAGGACUAUUUUGAACACAACUUCAGUGAAACGUUAAAACACAAGCUUCAGAGAGUUCAGUGAAUUUCACCAUCGCACCUUCAGCUGGUUAUAAACUGUACAAGAUGCAGCAUAAACUUGUUUUCUUGAAGCAA